This is a messenger RNA of Kluyveromyces marxianus DMKU3-1042, 291 nucleotides long. It is a transcript of the gene ELC1, whose product is annotated as elongin C. Gene Ontology annotation, molecular function: protein-macromolecule adaptor activity. Gene Ontology annotation, cellular component: elongin complex. The record is from RefSeq and is a predicted model, not a curated record. Gene Ontology annotation, biological process: ubiquitin-dependent protein catabolic process. Lineage: Eukaryota; Fungi; Ascomycota; Saccharomycetes; Saccharomycetales; Saccharomycetaceae. The transcript has a single exon. Bases 1 to 291 code for a protein of 96 amino acids.
AUGGACGAAGUAUCGUUGGUUAGUGGUACUGGCGAUGUGCGUGUGGUGAAAAGGGAAAUUGCUAUGCAAUCUGAGACCUUGAAGAGAAUGUUAGAGUCGUCUUUCUUGGAAUCACAAGGAACUAUAAAGCUUGCAGAAUUUGAUACCAAGAUAUUAGAUAAAGUGAUUGAGUAUAUGGAAUAUGCAUACAAAUAUAAGGACGCCGAUGAGGAUAUUGAGGUGCCAGAGUUCGAGGUAUCGCCGGAGAUAUCAUUAGACUUGCUAUUGGCGGCCGACUAUUUAGGAAUAUGA